Molecule: messenger RNA, 1580 nt
Organism: Populus euphratica (Euphrates poplar)
Lineage: Eukaryota; Viridiplantae; Streptophyta; Magnoliopsida; Malpighiales; Salicaceae
Exons: 1
Source: RefSeq, a predicted model, not a curated record
AUUUUCUCACGGGAAUUGCUUGGUUGCAGGUUUUUCAUUACCACCUCUGUUCUAGAUCUAACUAUAGUGGGUUUGGAUUCUGUGGAUGGAGAAUCAAAUGCCCAAGGGCAGCAGCCACACUACUUGAAGACCUGUUCAAAACCAAAUCUGGAUUUGGGAAGUGCUGUUUACUUUUUAGGCCAUACAGAUAGUGAAGAACUGACAGUUGGUGAAGGAAAGGUGGUCAUUGCCACGGACAAUCUCAUAAAACUGUCAACUGAUGGAGUAGCAUGGAACCCUGGAUCUGCUGGAUUUGAUGCACAAGGUAAUCUUGCAUUCAUGAUCUGUGAUCCCAUGAAACUUGCGACAUCUCCAAAUACUAAAUCUUCUUCAACUUCAUCAUCAUCCUCAUCAUCAUGGAAGAAGGAUUCUCCCAUGCAAUUUGGUAUUCCCGUACCCAUUAUUUGUGAUUGGUUGAACCAGCAUUGGGAAGGCAACCUUGAUGAACUUACCAAGCCCAAAUUACCGAUAAUUAGAUUGAUGUCCACAGGACAGAAAAGUGAGCAUUCUUGUGCUUCCUUCACACUCCGGCAGGUUUUUAAGUCGGCAGAAGCUGAUAACGAUGGCACCCCAUCAUCUAAUACAGUCUCAAAAGGUAAAGAUCAACCAAAUCCAGGUUGUUCUGUCACAGAAAAUACUGUCAAGGAAGGAAUCCAAACAACUGAUUCACAUGGUGCCCACGUUCAAGGAAUUCCAACCCCAGAAAUAUAUGAAUCACCUAAGCUGACUGCUGGCCCUCUUAGGAAAAAGGAAAGCGCCCAAAUACAGCUUUUGGAUAUUAAUUUCCCUCCUAGGUUGACCAAAACUACAGUUCAACCACAUCCAGACAUACAGCUGCUGCCAAACUCCGAUGAGAAUUCUGUCAAGGAAAUGCCUUCACAGACUCCACUGAGUGAAGAUCAAAUCAAGUACAAGGGACUUGCUAUUCCUGAAGGGGAUGCUGACAUUGCCUCAACAGGUUCUGUGAAUGGAGCCCACAGUGAGGUCCAUUCUAGUUCUUCUCCAGUGGGGGUUUCAGAGAUGUAUAAUGGAUACAGCAGUGAGGGAGAAACAACUAUGUACUCUGCAGAAACUGCUGAAAGUCGAAACUAUACAAGCCCAAGAGAGGGGAAGUUUCAGCAAGUUGGCCGGAGCCACAGUUGUGUCAGUUAUAAUAGAUGGGGAACUGCCCAAAGGAACCAGGUGGCCCGAAGGGCAAUGUUAGAACAGCAGAGAAGCUUCAUCCAUGGAAGGAAAAUGCAUUCACAAGGGGCAACUUCUCAAAGGAGUAAUGACUACUUUAGCCCAACUGUGUCUUCUAUAAUGAAGAAGCGAAACAACUCAGAGCAGCCAACAAGACCGAAGCAAAGCGCGGUUCACUCCUCUCCGAGAUGGAUGUUCUGAUUAGUUCUUGAUUAUUUAAUACCAAAUGAGAUUGGCAACAGAAACAUGGUCUUUAUGCUAUUUCGAUUUAUGUCCACUCCAUUUUGUAUACUGCAACUAAUUUGUUGUGACCUUGUGUAGACCAAUCAAUGGAAGAUAAAUAAGAAAAUUCGACCAAA